AUGAAGAUCGCCAGCAUUCUUUCCGUUCUGGCCCUCGCCUCCUCCGCGGUCGCGAAACCAUUAGCUGCCAAAGCUCCGGCCACCUUCGCGCAGCGCGUUGUUUUCGAGCCACCGAGGAACGCGAACUGGACAGACCCUGGAGUUCUCUACGCUCGCAGUGCGCAAUUGCCCAACGGCGAUCUCCUCGCGACAUGGGAGAACUACAGCCCUGAGCCCCCGAAGGUGUACUUCCCCAUCUACAAGUCCACCGACAACGGCUACACCUGGAAAGAGCUGUCGAGAGUGCAAGACACCCAAAAUGGCUGGGGCCUCCGCUAUCAGCCCUUCCUCUACGUCCUGCCGGAAGCAUUGGGCGGCUUCCCUGCUGGCACCGUCCUCGUUUCUGGAUCCUCGAUCCCAACAGACCUGUCCAAGACCCAGAUUGAGCUCUACGCUUCCCGUGACAGCGGUGAGACAUGGAAGUUCGUCUCGCACAUCGCGGCCGGCGGUGUUGCAGUCCCCAACAACGGCGAAACCCCCGUGUGGGAGCCCUUCCUCUACAAGCACAAGGAUACGCUCAUCUGCUACUACUCGGAUCAGCGCGAUGCAAAGUACGGCCAAAAGAUGGUGCACCAGACCACCAAGGAUCUUAAGACCUGGGGUCCGGUCGUCGACGACGUCACAUACCCAACGUACACCGACCGCCCCGGCAUGCCCACAAUUGCUAAGCUGCCCAAUGGCCAAUUCAUCAUGACCUACGAGUAUGGCGGCAACCACGGCACCACCAGCUACUCCUUCCCCGUGCACUACAAGAUUGUUUCCGACCCAGAGAAGUUCGGCGCUGCGACCGGGGUGCAGCUCAAGGCCACCGACGGCACUGCCCCAUCAGGUUCUCCCUACGUAGUCUGGAGCUCCGUCGGCGGCAAGAAUGGAACGAUUAUUGCGUCUGGGCACUCGAACAGCGAGAUCUUCAUCAACACCCAGCUUGGACAGGGAGCGUGGAAGAAGGUGGCCACGCCUGAGUUGACGCAUUACACGAGGCAUUUGAGGGUGUUGAAGGACCAGACGAAGUUGGUGAUCAUGGGUGGAGGGCAGCUGCCGCCGAGUUCCACGAACAAGGUGCAGUUGAGUGUUAUGGACAUCAGCAAGCUAUAG
Molecule: messenger RNA, 1134 nt
Organism: Paraphaeosphaeria sporulosa
Lineage: Eukaryota; Fungi; Ascomycota; Dothideomycetes; Pleosporales; Didymosphaeriaceae
Product: glycoside hydrolase family 93 protein
Exons: 1
Coding region: 1-1134 (377 amino acids)
Source: RefSeq, a predicted model, not a curated record